Pterocles gutturalis (yellow-throated sandgrouse) is the source of this 915-nucleotide messenger RNA. RefSeq names its product chromosome unknown open reading frame, human C6orf106 (gene ILRUN). Lineage: Eukaryota; Metazoa; Chordata; Aves; Pterocliformes; Pteroclidae. The annotation marks the transcript as partial. The record is from RefSeq and is a predicted model, not a curated record. The transcript has 2 exons.
UGACAACCUACGUGUCUUUUUCCACAGAUGUCAUCUGGGUGAUCCUCAGCGUGGAAGUUGGAGGACUUCUAGGUGUAACACAGCAGCUGUCAUCCUUUGAAACAGAGUUCAACACGCAACCGCAUCGCAAGGUAGAAGGAAACUUUAACCCCUUUGCCUCACCGCAGAAGAACAGGCAACCAGAUGAAAACAACCUAAAAGACCCUGGGGGUUCUGAGCUAGGCACGAUCAGCAAAAACACAUGGGGGCCUGCUCCUGACCAAAUCGAACAAGAUCAGAAUGGACUGUCACAAAACUCUGUAAAUCUCUCCCCCAGCAGUCACUCGAACAACUUGUCAGUAGUGACAUACAGUAAGGGUUUCCACGGUCCUUAUCCCUUCGGACAGUCUUAAAACACAAAAACACAGAACAGGUAUCGACAAGAGGAGAAUUUAACAAAGAACUGACUCUUGGGGGAAGGGAGGGGAAUUCAUGUGGCAGACAGACACAACGUGGACCCCCCCUUCUCUGCCUCUGUGUUCUGGAUAAAGAAGAAAAACCAAAAGCCCAGUAACUUAAGACUAGCUGUUUCCAGAGGAAAAUAUGAAAUCUAAGUAUGCAUGUGUGAAUGCUGGAUUUCAGGAGUGUUGUUUAAUGCUACGAGAAGGAAAAUGUACCAACACCAUGGAGUUUUUUUUUUUUAGAAAUCAUUCUCACACAUAAUUAGGUAGCUUAAAGAGAGUUUAAGAAGUGAAAAUGAAAAAGCCAUCUUUAAAAAAAAUAUUAUUUUGCCUACAGAGCGGUUGUAGUUUGAGCAAAUGUUUAAUUUCUGUUUGUUUCUUGUUGAUAUUUUUUUAAAAUAAGGGACAGCGUGCAUUUUUAUGGAACUGUCAUGUUUUGCUUGCUACUGAAUGGGAAUUUGCUUAGCAUCUUCUG